UUACAGGGAAUUAUAGUAAAUUAUGUGUAAUAAGACUUGUUUGUACUUGGGUUGCAUGUUUUAAUGUAAAAGGAAGAAACCAAGAUUAGUAAAUAAGGAAUCCAAAAAUCCUGACAAAGGGUCGAGCUAAGGAUAGGCAAUUGUGUGAGGGAUGACCAGGUCAAGCAUGUCCAUGGAAUCUCAAUUGUUGCAGUUUUUUCUAUCUUCAAGCUCAACCCUUCACGUGCACCUCCAGCUAAGCCCAUCCUGAACAUUCCUCUAACUUCCUGCCUUGCCUCCCUCCAGCAAAAAUCACACCACAAUUCUUAUGUAUUUUCUUUCUUUUUCUUGUUCCCUUUACAAUGUCUCUCUCCAUCUUCCUCUUUUGCCUUGUUACCAUCCCUUUCUCUGCCCAUUCACUCCCUGCUCCUAGAGGUUUUCCUUUAAAUUGUGGGGCAUCACAUGAGGUAACUCAAGGCAACCUGAAAUACAUUCCUGAUGAAGGGUUCAUAUCAGUAGGAAACAAAUCAUCCAUCAAUACGCCUGGUUUAUUACCUUUGCUGUCUACAUUGAGAUAUUUUCCUGAUAAGAAAGCUCGAAAGUAUUGCUACGAAUUUCCAACCGUUAAAGGAGGGAAAUAUUUAGUAAGAACUACAUACUACUAUGGAAGUUUUGAUGGAGGAAAAGAACCACCAGUGUUUGAUCAAAUUAUUCAAGGGACUAAAUGGAGCACGGUUAAUACCACAGAGGAUCAUGUCAAUGGACUUAGUACUUAUUAUGAAAUCAUUGUCCUUUCUACAUCUAAAAUACUCAGUGUUUGUCUGGCAAGAAAUAAGCACACUACUUCUAGUCCUUUUAUAUCAGCUCUUGAAUUGGAGUACCUUGAUGAUUCAAUGUAUAAUUCCACCGAUUUUUCCAAGUUUGCUCUUACUACUCUUGCUCGACAUGAUUUCGGAAGUCGAGGAAACAUAAUUGGCUAUCCAGAUGAUCAGUUCAACCGGUUUUGGCAGCCAUUCAUGGACAAGAAUGUUAUUGUAGAAAGUCACUCUAGUGUUACUUCUUUAGAUUUUUGGAACUUCCCUCCAGAGGCAGUCUUCAAAACAGCAAUCACAGCAAGCAGAGGAAAGACGUUGAAAGUGCAAUGGCCACCCAUUUCACUUCCUAUUUCCAAAUACUACAUUGCACUCUAUUUCCAAGAUAAUCGAACUCCGAGUCCGUACAGCUGGAGAGUCUUCACUGUUUCUCUUAAUGGAAAGAAUUUCUAUGAAGAUCUAAACGUGACAAGUAAAGGUGUCAGUGUUUAUGCACGAGAAUGGCCGCUUGCAGGACAGACUGCAAUCACAUUGACCCCAGCUGAUAAUGCACCUGUUGGGCCUAUAAUCAAUGCUGGUGAAAUCUUUCAGUUCUUGCCUCUUAGCGGAAGGACUUUGACGAGGGAUGUCAUAGCAAUGGAAGAUUUGGCAAGAAGCUUCGACAAUCCGCCUCCUGAUUGGAGUGGCGAUCCCUGCUUGCCUCCUAAGAACUCAUGGACUGGAGUUGCAUGUUCUCGUGAUAAAUUGGCUAGAGUUGUCUCUCUGGACCUUACAGGCAUGGGGAUAUCUGGUUCAAUUCCUUCAAGCAUAGGCAAUUUAAGUGCAAUCACCCAUCUUUGGCUAGGAGAAAACAAGCUGUAUGGUUCCAUACCAGAUAUGAGUGCUUUGAAGGAUCUACAAACUCUGCAUUUGGACAACAACCAGCUUGAAGGAACAAUUCCUCAAUCUUUAGGACAACUCAAGGGGCUUCACGAAAUAUUCCUCCAAAACAACAAUCUCACUGGCAAAAUCCCAUCUUCACUUCGAACGAAUAAUAACAUAAAUCUUAAGGUGUCUCCUGGUAAUCAUUUAUCUUCUUGAGUAGACAAGAUACAAGUGGAGGAGCAAAGGACAGGAACAUGGUUUUUCUGGGAUAUACAUGGAUUUAACUGGGAAGUUUUAGGCCAUUCAUAACUAUGGGAACCAGUUGAACUGGACGGACAUCAUCAAAGAGAGAAAAUCUAUCAGCUUCAUUUCACUCAUUCGUUAGGAAUAUAUGUAAAUUCUGUAUGCCAAUUCUUGUAAUAUAAUUAUGCAACAAUUUUCUGUACAAGACUAACAUAUGAAUUAUACAAAAUCUUUAUGAUGAUGCUGCUUGAGAAUAA
This is a messenger RNA of Ricinus communis (castor bean), 2155 nucleotides long. RefSeq names its product probable LRR receptor-like serine/threonine-protein kinase At1g67720. Bases 342 to 1871 code for a protein of 509 amino acids. The record is from RefSeq and is a predicted model, not a curated record. The transcript has 9 exons. Gene Ontology annotation, molecular function: protein binding. Lineage: Eukaryota; Viridiplantae; Streptophyta; Magnoliopsida; Malpighiales; Euphorbiaceae.